AUGGCAGAGGUGGUGACAAAACGACUGCACAUCUCCGGACUCACACCGUCCAUCACCUCCUCUGACAUCCACCGCAGGCUCUCCGCCUUUGGGUCAGUCACGUCCUUGGAUGGAUUCGGACAAUUAGAUGCACUGGGUGACCCGAGACCAUUUGCAUAUGCCACGUUGGAGGGCAAGGAAAAGGAUAUCGCUAAAUGUAUGAAUGUGCUCAGUGGGUCCACAUGGAAGGGAACAAAAUUGCGUAUUGGAGAGGCAAAACCAGAUUAUCACCAGCGCAUCGCCUAUCUGAACUCCCUUUCACCUCCUCCACCUCGUACUCCCCGCUCAAAAAGAUGCCAGCUCGCCUUCCCAUCCACCACACUGCCACUCGAUACACCCCUCUCCCGUAAUGACGCAGCGAAAGCACCAGGUUGGGUCGUUUUACCUUCUGGAAGGGUUGUUAGACCUAUGAGGAUGAGGCCUCUGCGACCCUUGGAACCGACACGAGCUAUGGGAGGUUGGCAGGGAACUCGGGGAAAGACGGGUAAGAAGGCGAAGAAGAAAAAGGUCCCGCCGUUAUGGGCACGUAGACGCUUGAUCGACCCAACAAAAUGGGACUCGACCUAUCUGACAGGCGCGUUUUUGGAAACUGCUCGUCAUCCCCUCUGUUUCUUCUCUUCCUUUUGGGUCUGCAGCCCAGCCCACCGAGCCUCGAGUCUGACGAAGAGGAAUGCAAUGGUGAAUACAGUCCCCUCUCAAAAUUCUUCCAACAUCAUCCUUGAAGGUCAACCACCUUCACAAACCACUCCCACUCCCACUGCCAACUUCUCCGACCCUAGAUUUGGCACAGACGUUAACAUCGACAUCCGCAAAGAAACAUCCGCUGCAGCUUACGCUCCUCAACAGCGAUAUUCGGAGAGACGGAUGAAUGAUGGUCCCGGUGAUCAUUCCGCAAUGGUCGUUGAUGCGGGUGUGGGUGAAGUAGGUGAAGGCGAGAUUGAAGAGGUGCCUCGGCACGCCUCCUCCAGGGAGGGGGACGCGCGAAUAAAUCCAGUCGAUAAGGUGUCCAGCAAUGAGGAACAAAGGGAAGAUAUACAAAUGGGAGACUCGCACCCGACCACCGCUCAUCUACCCGCGACUGCUACUGGUACCACAGCGACUUCGAAAGCGGACACCGCCAGCGCGACUGGACCGACGAAGAUGAAAUUGAAAGACUUGUUUGCACCGAGAGAAGAAGAGCCGUCUUUCUCCCUCCUCGGCCAUCUCGAUCUCGAUUUGGAGCUCGAGGACGAUGUACUCGGUUGUUCAUCUGUCCCCACCACAGCACUACCCUCCACGCUUGUAACCACAUCAAGUUCAGAACCGUUCUCCAGCUCAAAUUGGAACCAGGAGGUAAAAAGGCUUGGACGCGAAGGGAGCGCUGUCAUCACUCCAGACUCUACCCGGCGACUUCUCUUUCCCCUUGUCGAAUCAUUACCCUACUCCAAUUCUGGUGCACGAAUCUCAAUCUCAAAACAGGUGCGUACACACGCGAGAAGUGAUACUUGGUCCGUCGUCUUUCCACGUUCCCAAGUAAAUGUUGGCACUCCACAAGACCAGAGUAAUCCACCUCCACUCUCUGGCACAGGGCGGAAAUUCGAGAGGUCCCCUGACACUACGGAACAGUUUAUACGCGAGGCAUGGGAAAGGGAUAAGAGCGAGGUGACGAGCGCGUGGAAAAAGGCAUGGAAGGAAGCGAAGGGGAGGAAGAGGGGAUGUGCUGCCGCUGAUGGAAUGGACGUGUAGGGAGGAUCAUCUAUAGGCUCUGUUGAUGUCACUCCCCGCAUUCCGUGAACACCGUGGCAUAUGACCCAUAUCCCGCAGGUAAGCUGAUAUAUAUUUUUGAAGAGAAGGAUGGUAGGUCGUGCUCCUUGGUACAGAGCCCCACAAGCAAGCAUUUGUCCAACAGUACGACACGUAUUGUCGUUGUUCCCUCACAUCCUUCGGUCUAAGGCGAUACCAGAAACCAGCGCAAGGUCAGUCAUUUCACAUCCAAAAUAUGUACAGUAGAGGCACGCAGGACCAUCCAUCGCGAAGAAACUAUGCAA
This is a messenger RNA of Pisolithus orientalis, 2066 nucleotides long. RefSeq lists its product as uncharacterized. NCBI's taxonomy places the organism in Eukaryota, Fungi, Basidiomycota, Agaricomycetes, Boletales, Pisolithaceae. The record is from RefSeq and is a predicted model, not a curated record. The transcript is spliced from 5 exons. Gene Ontology annotation, molecular function: RNA binding. Bases 1 to 1764 code for a protein of 587 amino acids.